AUGGCUUCACGUACAAGCAUCAACUGGAAGUGUUUGCACGUUCGCCCUCAAGAUGUUCCCUCUUUAACACGGGAACAUACGGCGCAUGUCGUUGGGCCUAGUCCAUAUGAUGGCCUACUGGAAAUUGCUGUGCCCAAUCACCCACCCUUCGAUUCUCGGUAUGCGGACCUAUCUAAGAAGCCCCCAGUGUCCAUUGAGUCAAUGAUGUCCAAGUACUUGUUGCACAUGCACGGACCGGUGGUCGCCUAUCAGUGCGCACUCUUGAACUUUGUUGAAAUUAUUCGAAAGGGCAUCGCCAAGCAUGGAACGAGUCUGGCAGAGUAUUACCUGGAGCGAUACAGCCUUACUACUCCAUGGAUCGAAUACAUCCUCGUAUUUGAUGCACUGUCUAAAAUAAAAGCCGGUUCAAACUUUAAACUAAAACAACAGCGACAGGAUUUCGUUCAGGCGAUCGUCUUCAUCGCCCUCUCGGUAGCCCCGCCUGAUGAUCAAUUACGCUCCGGAAUUGAACAUAUCGGCCCAGCUGCAGUAAUUGAACGACUACAAGAAGGCCUUGAGCAUGAGUAUAGGAGGCCUCAGCCAAAUCCCAAUCUCAUCGUUAUGGUUCGCAUGCUGCUGUCAGGUGUUGGGGCCACGAAGCCCACGUCACGCGUGGGACUGCUCCCCCAGCAAGAACUUGAUUUUCCAAAGGCGAUUUAUCAACUGAUGGGUGGCUGUCAGACCAGAAGCCUACGAUCCGUGACUCAAUCACUCAUUGAUAAGAACAUCCCCAAACUGGGGAUAGUCACGUGGUCAUAUAUACCAGAAUUCCCUUGUCAUCUGAUAUCUAGUCUGUCGGAAAGCGCACUACACUGCCUGGCCCAACUGCUGGAAUCUAUGUCUGAUCUUGACUUGAAUCCUAUGCAAAGGGGCAACCUUCACAAGAUAUUGGCGGUCUCGAUCUGUCUCAAUCCUGGAACACAGAAUUGCGAGGCGACCCAUCCGAUUGUCGACGAGAUGCAUAAAUUCUACCUGCGAGCCAGUCAAAGUCUAAAGCAGGCAACAGGAACGGCGCAGAUGGCCGUCGAUCUCCUGACAAUGGUGUGUAUUGCACAACGAUACCCAUCUUCGGGAACAUUUCAAAGCCUCACAACGCCGUUCUGUGCUUUGCAUCGGACCUUCGUUGGAGGAACACCAUUCACAAGCCUUCCAGCCCCUGAACGCUACAUUUCCUCCUUCAUAGAGGCCUCCACGCGCGUAGCUAAUAAACGGUUUGAAACUUGUACUUCCAGUCUUCUUUCUACUGCCUCAAUAUCCUUCCCACCUCGGCAAGUCGUUGCCCAAGAAGACAUUCACGAGUCUUUACAAGACUUGGUUGGUCUGGUGAAUGAGACCUGGACCGAGUCUGUCAGCAAGCUGUCACAAUUAAAGAGUCCUUCAGAAGGUAGCAAGAUUACACAGCCGAUGUGGGAUUUAUUCCACGGUGGUUACCUUGACUUUGAGAUUGUGGAGAAUUACCUACAAUUACUUCGGCCUACAAGCCGCCACGUAGAGAUUCUUCCGGCUCGGAUGCUUCGCGGAGAUCAGAACUCCAUUCAUGAAACAGAUGGAAUUGAUCAUCCUGCCGUCAUUCCCCUCUUUUAUGAGAACCAUUGGGCAUUCGCUGUUGCCUAUUCAGAUUGUUUUCACUGGUACGACAGCGCGCCUGGUAAUGCCAGAAGCGUACCUCUCGUUGGCGGUGCCCGGCCCGUCAUAGAAGGGUGGCAGAGUCCACGUUACAGUGAUCCCGCUGACGCAGGCGUGUUCAUGCUCAUGGGCAUCAAACUUAUAAUGCAGCGCAAACCUCAUCUCAGCCAAGGCGUUGCCGACGAACUCAUACAACCUUUUCGUGCUGGCGCGUUUGUAGAGCUCCUUUGCCGCAAGGCCAAUCCAUUGCCUACAGAUCUACUCAGUAUCGAUCUGGAGAAAGUUAUAGAAACUGGAGACCUAACCCUCGCCGCCAACCAAAUAAGCCAGGAAGCUGCUUUAGCUUACGGCCUGGAACAGCGACCCUUGAUGGAAGACGGGUUGUUUGUAACAGAACGUGAAGACCAGGUUGUUUCUCCACCAUGUACUGCACUAAAUCCGACUGUAGAAACCAUUCCCCUCAGCAGAAAUCCAAUGCAGCCGCCCGUAACAUACUCUGAGCCUCCCACAGAACCUAGCAGUGCACAGACACAACCCCCGGCCAAUACGUCACGUAAGAGAAGAUCACCGCCUGCUGUUGUAGAUGGCGGCAUAGGUGGGUAUGGAUGCGAUCCUAGUGGUGACCGUAAAGUCAUCUUAGACAAUAUUUCACACGGUAUGCACUUCAAGCGGUCAGCAAUAGUAUCUUCAGAUGAUGACCCAUUCGUUCUGUGGGCACUUCUCCGGUAUUCGAAGACAAGUGGAAAUCUUCAUCGUCGCUACCACGCCGUCCUAUUCCACAAGAUGAUGGAAGAUGAUGUCCGACGAGAGAAAAUGGCAUCAUCGACACGGAGCAAAGCCUGCAUGAAAAGGGACCUGUGGAGCUGGAAAUUUUGGAAAAGCAUCAGCGAUAUCGGCGUGAAAUAUGGCCUAGGACCUCUUGUCACGCUCUGUGCGUUCAGGAAUGACUUCAGCGGUUAUCGAUUGUCGGAGGAAGCACAGAAACCUCUGAUAAGAGCAUUAGAAACUCGAUUACAGAACAAAUCGGACAUGCUGCGCUCAUGGCUCCAAGAGGCGUCCGAAUUGUGUAAGAUUAUACUCGUUGGACCCACACCAGUAUCUCUUUUCAACAUCGACAAAUAUAACUCUCACACGGAGUCCGAGAUAACAGACUAUCAGUAUGAAUUCUACGUGCGUUCAGAACAACAUCGGGGCCCAAGUAGGUAG
Molecule: messenger RNA, 2871 nt
Organism: Fusarium poae
Lineage: Eukaryota; Fungi; Ascomycota; Sordariomycetes; Hypocreales; Nectriaceae
Exons: 4
Coding region: 1-2871 (956 amino acids)
Source: RefSeq, a predicted model, not a curated record